AUGGGCAAAGCCGGACGCGCAGCAUGCAUUCUCACCCCUAUGCUCCUGACACUCGCGUCUUUCAUCUGUUUAUUACUGGUUGAACUCGGUGGAUACAGCAAAGGCAAUGAUACCCUGAACGGCUUCAAUUUCUUCACGGCGGACCUUACGAAUAUCACGAUCCCCUCAGGAAGCAGCUCCGAGCUGGCAACAGCGAUACAGCAAGCCAAGGAUAGUGGACAUUUGGCGGACGUAUACCAGAUUCACUUGUGGAACUAUUGCUCGUCCAACAGCAGCAGCGAUGGAGACAUUGACUUCUGUUCGAAGAGAAAGUCCAACUUUGUGUUUGACCCUCUUGACGUCUGGGGUAUUAGCAUCGCAAACUCCACGGCAACUAAKACUGCGACGGGGGACAAUGCCGUGGAAUCGACAAUCAACUCGGUGAAGAACAAUUUGUCGCAGUAUGAGGAUGAGCUGCUGGGUUCGAGCGGGAAGAAGGCGUUGGAGGCGUAUAGGAAAGUUGCCAAAUGGAUGUUCAUCGGCUAUCAGGUCUCCUUUUGGACAACGCUUGCAACGAUCGCCGUAGGCCUUUUAGCAAUCUGCUCUCGCUGGGGAAGUCUCCUUACGUGGAUCGUAGCUUUGGUCUCCGCCAUAUUCACAUUCUGCUCGGUCUUGACCAGCACGAUUCUCUUCUCGGUCCUCGUGACGGCUUUGAAUAAAGUCCUUGACGACUACAAAAUCUCCCUAUCCACCACUCGCGAUACUCUUGUCGUUUGCUGGUUGGCAGUAGCCUUCAGCUUCGCGGCAUUGAUUUUCUGGCUCGCGAGCGUCUGUUGCUGCUCAGGCCGAUCGAACCCUCACCACAAAUCGAACAAGGGAGGCCUAUGGAAUGCCGAACCAAAGGGACAAGGAUAUCAAGACUUUGGGCGAGGUCGGGGAGUUCAGGUCGAAAAGACUGGAAAUGGGUACCAGCGCGUUGCGAGCCCAUAUGUCGGCGGCCACGAGGAUCAGGUGCCAUUAAACGACUAUGCGCAGCCAACUGGAUAUGGUAGGCCCGCGCAACACCAGACUGUCGGCUUGGAGCCAUACCGUCACUCUUGA
Molecule: messenger RNA, 1080 nt
Organism: Ramularia collo-cygni
Lineage: Eukaryota; Fungi; Ascomycota; Dothideomycetes; Mycosphaerellales; Mycosphaerellaceae
Exons: 4
Coding region: 1-1080 (359 amino acids)
Biological process (GO): fungal-type cell wall organization
Cellular component (GO): plasma membrane; cell cortex of cell tip
Source: RefSeq, a predicted model, not a curated record